UAAGUUUUCGUGUGCUCUAAUUACGUAAUAUAUAAAGUAAUUGAGUGUUUCUUUAUUGUUCGACAUUUAUUUACUGUAUUGUGUGUUAGUGUAUAUAUUUAGAGUUUUAAUUUGCCAAAGAACUAUGUAUUCGUUUAGAAGUGAAAAUGUUAACCAGCUGCAUGCGCAUAAUAUUCGGAUUACCGAACUUGAUUCUUCGAGUGCUAUGUCUCAGCCCCAACCGCAAAAGGUGGUGCAUCUGCCUAAGAUCAGGAUGCUGAGUCGAGGGGGCAGAGCGCCUUCAGGCGUCCGCAUCACCAAUGUGAAGUCCAUCAGACCUCCAGACCCUGAGGCUGUGAAGAAACAGGAGGAAGUCAAGCUUAGGGCUCAGCUGCAAAAAGAAAUAGUCUCCCGAGCCCGCACCUGUGCGUACAAGAGCUACGAGUGUCCCCUACCCGUGGUGACGGGAAGACAGUAUUGCUACCGUCACAUACUGAAGGACCCUACUGCACCGUACCGACAGUGUGCUCAUACGUACGGCAAUGGGGAACGGUGUCCGAUGCCUGCACCGAGCGAUGGAAGGGAUCAUAGGGAUACCGGCCUCUGCUUCGAGCAUGCUCGCGCAGCACUGUACGCUCGACAGCGCAGCGCCGCGCCGCCUCCGCCCGUCACUACUACCGAAACACUGCUUAACCAGCUGCAGCAUUAUGUUAAGCCAGAACGUCCACGUACAACGUCAUGUGCAUCAUCAGUGUCAGUUGUUAGCGAUCCUGCUGAGCAAGAACAGGCUGACCCAGAAAUUGUUGAUCCGUUCAAGCAAAUUGACGCAACAUCAAUCAACAACGCCUACGCUACCGCCAUGAUGGAGUACGCGAGCUGCAGCGACAGUGACGGCGAGAGCGUCACCCUGGGGCCCGGCGGUGACUGCCGCGCUGGAGACCACGAGGACCUGUCUGAUGCUGAAGACGCUCCCUGCGAGGAGACGCCGCUGUGGAAAGCAGGAGUAUACACGGCCGAGGAGGCGGUGAGCGUGGCUCAGUCGGCACUUAAGAUGCUGCAGUCGGCGUACGUCACGCAGAUGUCGCGGCUGCGCGUGCUGCUGCAGUCGGCGCGGCUGAUGUACCUGCGGGACCUUAAGGCCGAGAGGGAUCAGUACUGCAGUAUAAACUCUCAAUCUCGAAGCGGUCCCCUCACAGUUCGUGAAAGGCGUCAGUUACGCAAACUGAAGGCGUAUGCCAGCUACCAUAGGAAACACGGCAACGAUGCUGUGUUGGCUAGGAAGAUGCAUCAUAAGAGGGCUAAGCUAAACGACCCGUGUCCCAAUCGUCCGAUACCGUCGCAAGGUCGAUGUACGUUCACUGAGGGCGGCGUCAGAUGUCCUACUCACGUGUUGCCUGCUGCCAAACAUUGUUUGAAGCAUAUAUUGCAUGAUAGGCAACAGGUCCUCUUCAAUGCUUGCGGCGACAUUCGAGGCGUAACCUCGUGCCGGGAGCCGGUCGCCAAGCUGCCGCUGCCGUCCGCCGCCUGCCGCUACCACACCGACCCGCCUGUCUAUACUGUCUUCACUUUAGAGAAACACGGGUCAGACACAGAAUCGGAACAGCCCUCAACAUCAGACGACUCCCACGCGGACGAACUGCUAGACCCCCCUUCAGAGACCCUUCCGGACCUCACAGAGUCUCUAACUGAGGUCCAAGAAGACAGGGUGGAAGUCCAGGAGUUGGAAGUCGCGUACAGCCAGGAUAUGACAGAGGAAUGACAAAUAGCUGAUCUGGUUUACCAGAUGUACAACGAUUUUGAAGUCUGCGAUGUGAAUGCUGGACAUUAAAGUGUGUGGGACGGUGGAAC
Helicoverpa armigera (cotton bollworm) is the source of this 1827-nucleotide messenger RNA. It is a transcript of the gene dgt1, whose product is annotated as KAT8 regulatory NSL complex subunit 2. The transcript is spliced from 11 exons. Gene Ontology annotation, cellular component: NSL complex. Bases 125 to 1738 code for a protein of 537 amino acids. The record is from RefSeq and is a predicted model, not a curated record. NCBI's taxonomy places the organism in Eukaryota, Metazoa, Arthropoda, Insecta, Lepidoptera, Noctuidae.